AACGAAGUUAAUUGCAACUUUUCACAAAAACAAAACAAAUGGCUGCCGAGUGCCUUGGUGCCCCGUUUUUCCAGUACAGAUUUCCCGAUGUUGUAUCAAUACAACCUCAAAGAAACGAUGUCGUUUGGGUGAAUAAACGAUACACUCCCACGGAUCUUAGAAGUACGACCCCUGUCCAACGAUGGAAAUUUAUAGGUAUGCAAAAUUGAAUUUUAAGUACCGAGUAUAAACUACAUGGAAACGGCUUGUAUUGUUUUAAUAGUGCGACUGGUCGGUCUACAAGCUGUUAAAAAACAUUAAAAGCUCAGGAAAUAUUGCCAAGUCCCACAUUUGGCUUGCCCACACGUAUUAAAACGCACAAGUUGUAACAAGUCUGCAAACAAGUUGUUACAAAUCAGUUCACAAGCUGUCGACAAAGUUGUGUUCCCACUGCUUGUUCCCAGUUGUUGCAAAAAGUUUGGAACAAGUUGUUAACAACUUGUAACAAGCUUGAUGGUAUUAUCAGACUUGUUACAAGGUUGUUCUAACAAGUCUGAUACAGUCAUGGUAUAACAAGAAUGUUACUAGAUUGACGACACAAAGUUGUAGGCGAUACUGUUGUAUCAUGACCGUAUCAACUUUGUUGAAACUACCUUGCAACAAGUCUGAUGAUAUCAACAACAUUGUUACAAGUUGUUCCAAACUUGUUGACAACUUGGGACAAGUAGUGCAAACAGAACUUGUUCACAGAUUUGCUACAAGAUGUGAUAUUUUCACAUGUGUAUAAGCAGGCAACCCAUAUGAACACUGCUAGCAAAAAAAAACCUUCAAAAUUCCACAGCAAAUUCCUGUUACAACAUAAUGGACUUGUUAUAUAUAAUUAUUGCUGUUAUUACAGUGCGUCCAAUACCCGAAAACUUGAAUAACAUCCCAAUAGCCUGGCGUUACCAAGUGGAUGCACCAUCAGAAUUACGUGCCCGUGACAGAGAAGAGUUGAGGUUGCUUCCUUAUUCUCAUGCAACCCGAUGCGAGGAAUGGUCAACACUAAGACAGACGCUGCCUUCAAGAGGGUACAUGAAUAAACGUGCAUCCCCUAGGUGGGGAACAGGGCCCCCGCAUAAAAGUUUGGACUACAAGAAAGAAGCACCAAGUCGGUUUCCACACAUUAACAGUCCGAUGACCAGGUAAAAUUUGUUAUAUUGGUAAUGUAUGUUUUUUCGAAGGAAUUGUCAAACAACAGAGGUAAGCUCCAUAAUCAUGGCUUACUUUGCCAAAAUCAUAAGCUCUGCCAAACUUCCCAACGAAGGGGCAUCGCUCAAAACGUCUAAGCUGUCUUUGUAUUUUUCAGGUAGUUGUAUCCCUACAAUCCGACACUUUCCUUAUCACUGUGAAGUGCCCAGUCUAACUGAUGUUUUGAAACCAUUAAUGCUAAGACUCCUCUUGACCAGUAAAAUUGGUCUGGUGUUAGACAGUGUAAAUAAUAAAGUUGGCACAUUACCCUUUAAGUGGCAAUGCACCCUAUACUCUAAUGCCAGAUGAUUUUAUUGGCCAAGGGAAGGGUGCUAUCACUCAACAGGUUAACCAUUUAGUGUACAAGAAUCUUCCCUUGUCGUGUAAAAUUGUCUGGCAUUAGACAGAGUAAAUGUGCAUUUCAGCUUAUUGGGUUAAAACACAACUCCCAUAUAAUGAUAUAAACAUGCCCUUAGAUUUAAUUUAUAACCAUCUAAAAUGAAUAUAUAUUUUUUAUUUUCAGAUAUGUCGAUGACAUGCAUGUAAACCACAGUAUGUUCAAACUUCAUUAGACGCAAUCUGCACAACUUUUUUAAAAAUAGAUUUUAAUAUCAUAAUUUAUUUAUGUAGUUAAUAUACUCUAGUUAUAACACAUGUGUGUACAUCUAUGUGAAAUAUAUUGUCAAAGUGGAUAAUACCAGAAAUUUUAACAUGUGAAGAUAGUACAUGUUUUAUGUAGUGGAUAUGUUAUACAAAACGCAACAUUGAAAUAACAUGGUACUGUAAUUUACUCCACAUGAUUUCAUGGAAGAUUUUGCCAUAACUAGCACAGUUAGAGCAUUAUUUGGAGAAUAUCAAUAUGUAUACUACCAAACACAUACUAUAGCUAAUCCCUCCCUUUCUUUGUGGAGUAAAAUUGUUCAGAGUAAGAUAAUAGGAAAUUUCAGACAUGACUUCAACUGCUGCUACAUCUACCAUUAAGAAACCGUUGACCUAUCAGAUGCGUUUCAAUAUCCAAUUAACCAAACAGAUGUGUAUUAAUAUGAACAAGCUUUCAUUGGCAGUGAUGGAACCACCAGAAAAAUACAAGGAGAAUUUCAAAGUUUCGAGCGAAGGCCCUUAUAUUUUUCAGGUAGUUGCAUCCCUACCAA
Molecule: messenger RNA, 2360 nt
Organism: Paramuricea clavata
Lineage: Eukaryota; Metazoa; Cnidaria; Anthozoa; Malacalcyonacea; Plexauridae
Source: the annotation of a GenBank genome assembly